Photinus pyralis (common eastern firefly) is the source of this 1437-nucleotide messenger RNA. RefSeq lists its product as uncharacterized. The record is from RefSeq and is a predicted model, not a curated record. Lineage: Eukaryota; Metazoa; Arthropoda; Insecta; Coleoptera; Lampyridae. Bases 234 to 1286 code for a protein of 350 amino acids. The transcript has 3 exons.
AAUCCCGCGUUGGCGCGUUGAUUUUCAUAUGGCAUGUUGUGGUUUUGCUACUCGGAAAAUCAAUUAUCUGCAGGAAAAUCGGCAUUAAUUCAUGCUGUUGUUAAAAGUGUGUGUUAAAAUUAGAUGCCGAGGCGGCAUAACGAUUUUAAGGGAGAUUUGAAAGAGGACAAGACAUAACCUCAAUAUUGUUGAAAAUUCAAAAUUGAAAGAACUGUCACUUUUAAAAUUUGGCAAUGACCCAACGUAUUCGCAGUUGUUCGAGUAACACAAAUUUAGAUACGGUUAAUUGCGAUGCGUACCAAACGAGACUUUUACCACGAAGUAAAGCACCAUCGAGGAGCAAUACACGGGAAUGCUCGGCGACACAAUUGAAAGGAUAUAAGAAAUCUAAAGGCCGAAGCGUUCCUAAAGAAACGAGUAAGAGCUCUGUUACUAGCGAAGUAAGUAAAAACCGCCAGCCCUGGGCCAAUCUGUUAACGUCAUCUAGAAGUGUAGACAGUGUUACGACGUUCGAUGGUUGCGAUCCCUUGCGAACCGUUCACUUUCUUUCAAAAGAGCUCAGCUCCAAGCUACAGUGCGCUUCGUUCGGCGAUCCACACGUUUACGACCUGAUAUUAAGCAUGCAACAUGCGCUAAAUCGUGUACCGGCCGAAGUCACCUCGACACCAAAUCUACCGCUGAAACAAUCGCAAAAUGAAAUAAACAAUUACGACAAAGAAAUUCCGGAAAAGUUGCUGCCGGAAAAGUCGGAACGAGGAUGCCAAACAAUUGACCGGCGACAUCUGGAGGUGAACACGGCGAAACUUCAACUUAGCUGCGAACAAAUAGAAAAAUCCUACAACAUCCUAAGGAAAGAGAAGGAGCACGUGGAAAAUUUACUGCGUCUCGAAUGCGAAAGAGUGGCCAGCUUUCGGAAGCAGAACGCCGUCCUACAACACGAAAACGCGGCCAUAGCCCGGCAACGCGACGAGCUUGAAACGAAGCUCAAACAGUACAAGCAGGUCGAUCCUAACGAACUCAAGGUGCGCAUCGAGGACCUGCUCAGGCAGAGGGUGGAGUUGGAGCACGAGAACAUCGGCCUUAGGCAUCGGUUAACGACCGUCGACAUUGAAAGGGAGAAAUUCGUCACGCUGUUGGGCAUGCGGGACCGACAAAUCAACGAGAUUUUAUCGGAGAUUGACGCCUUGCAAGAGAUCGUGAGAGAGCAACUGUUGGAAUUGCAGAAGGUGCCGAUUGUUUCGUCCACUUCCAGUGUAACGACGUUGUUGAGUGAUGUCGAAACGUAACGCGUUAUUUGCUACGGUAACGACGAAUUGCUGACAGGUAACGACUGUGAUAUGUCAAUGCAGUGUUGGUACUAAUAAAUUUUGUAAUCGGAAACGUGUAGAGAUUUUUUAACUUUUUUUUAUUUAUUAUUAAAUGACUAGAGAAUCGUAA